Messenger RNA from Fonsecaea multimorphosa CBS 102226, 1230 nucleotides. RefSeq lists its product as uncharacterized. The transcript is spliced from 4 exons. Bases 1 to 1230 code for a protein of 409 amino acids. NCBI's taxonomy places the organism in Eukaryota, Fungi, Ascomycota, Eurotiomycetes, Chaetothyriales, Herpotrichiellaceae. Gene Ontology annotation, cellular component: cytoplasm. Gene Ontology annotation, molecular function: protein binding. The record is from RefSeq and is a predicted model, not a curated record.
AUGAAUGUCAACAAGAAACUCGAUCGUUUUAAACAAUGGGCGGGAGAGCGUAUGGGCGGGGAAGUCAAGACCAAUGUAUCCGAUGACUUCAAGGCCCUGGAGCUGGAGAUGGGCCUCCGUCAAGAUGGUCUCGAAAAAAUGCAGCGAUCUAUGAAUGCCUACAUCAAAGCCAUCUCCAAACGAUCCGAGGUGGAGGGUAAAGAGAAAACUCUUCCGAUCGCCUACAUGGGCGGGACCAUGAUUUCUCAUGGCGAGGACUUUGAGACGGAUUCAGAAUAUGGUCAAUGUCUCAACAUGUUUGGCCGAACACAGGAGCGACUGGCUCGCACACAGGAAACCUACAUCACAAAUGCCACCACCUCCUGGCUGGAGUCUCUCGAGAGAUCUUUGGUCCAACUGAAAGAAUACCAGGCCGCACGCAAACGACUUGAGACGCGCCGACUGGCUUAUGAUACAUCGCUGGCCAAGAUGCAGAAGGCCAAGAAGGAGGAUUUUCGCGUCGAGGAGGAACUGCGGACUCAAAAGGCCAAAUAUGAAGAGUCGGCCGACGACGUUCAGCGCAGAAUGGAGGAAAUCCGGGACUCGGACCCAGAAAGCGUGGCCGAUCUUGCAGCAUUCCUCGACGCCGAACUGGCUUAUCACGAUCAAUGUAGAGAAGCGCUAUUACAACUGAAGAGCCAGUGGCCUGCCAGAGCCCAGCUGUCAACUCGUGGUGGCCGACCCAAUCCUCGGUCCAGAUCAAACACUGUUCGGUCAUACACCCAGACUAUUGAGCCGGCGGAGGAAACGCCGCCAGUGGUCGAAAUGCGCCCGACUAUCAAGUCGAAUCGCAGCGGCCGUUUCGCUGACCAACCUACUUCCGAAUAUUCGCCAGCACGCCCGAAUUAUGCCAGAGCUACUACGUUCAAUGACUCUCCUACAGCUAGGGAUCUGUCUCCCGCCACCAGGCCGGGAAUUGCGCGAAUCCCCAGCGAUUCGUUGAUGAUUCGAACCGCGCGAUCGCAGCUACGAAGCGUGGAUGAGCAGGACGUUUUUGCAGAUGAAUCCACAAACAGUGGCUCUGACCGCGGUUACGGGGAUCAAUCUGUAUCCCCCGCAACUUCCCAUGGCAGUGAAUCAGUGACUCUCCUGGGCGGUAGAAAGAGUGCUGUUCCGCCUCCACCUCCUCCAUCACGCUCCAAGAAACCACCACCUCCUCCUGUACCAGCAAAGAGAACUGUUCUCACAUAG